Messenger RNA from Drosophila miranda, 5621 nucleotides. It is a transcript of the gene Tnks, whose product is annotated as poly [ADP-ribose] polymerase tankyrase. Gene Ontology annotation, molecular function: protein binding; NAD+ poly-ADP-ribosyltransferase activity. The record is from RefSeq and is a predicted model, not a curated record. Lineage: Eukaryota; Metazoa; Arthropoda; Insecta; Diptera; Drosophilidae. The transcript is spliced from 7 exons.
GCGGUGCCGACGAACGCUCAAAAUCUGGCAGCACUGCAAAGGUCGCGAUUGCGGAGUAGAGUAAAUUAAUUAGAAAUUAAAAAUCGUCGCCCGUGCUAGCAAGCAGUGCAUUUAGAGGCUCCCAGCCAACAACACAGCCAAAAAAUCUGGCCCAAACGGCAACUGCAGCACCCCCGCGCGACCAUAAACAGCAAUCAGACACGCAUUUCUAUUGAUUUUGGUUGCAUUUGUGCAUUAAAUAUUAAACAAAAGCGAGAGGAGGUGGGUGCGUGGCAGCCUGGCGAAUUGUUGCUCCUGUUUUUCCCCCACUCAGUGCCAAGUGAUCUCGUCACCAUGGAGCCCAGCAGCGUCGACGCGUUCAGGUGGAAGUAGUAGUGAAGUAGUUGCAGCCGAGCAGCAGCUGUCUGUCUUUCUGCGGGAGGAGAAGAAACACACAAAAAGCUAACGAAAUUUGUUGUUCCCAUCCCCUCAUUGGUGGUGUUGUUGGGGUGCGGUGUGUGUGUGUGUGUGGUGACAGUGUGCCAGUGUAUGUGCGUGUAAACAAAUAAACAGUUCACUGGUGGAAAAGAUAGUAGAGCGCAGCAAGCAGCAACAAUGGCCAACAGUCGGAGUCGCGCCAUACUAAAUGUUAAUCUCGAUACGGUCAUGGCCAACGAUCCGUUGCGUGAGCUUUUCGAGGCCUGCAAGACGGGGGAAAUAGCCAAAGUGAAGAAGCUGAUAACGCCACAGACCGUAAACGCCCGGGACACGGCGGGACGCAAAUCCACGCCAUUGCAUUUUGCAGCGGGCUAUGGACGCCGCGAGGUCGUUGAGUUUCUGCUGAACAGCGGCGCCUCCAUCCAGGCCUGUGACGAGGGCGGCCUGCAUCCGCUGCACAAUUGCUGCUCCUUUGGCCACGCGGAGGUGGUGCGUCUGCUGCUGAAGGCGGGCGCCAGUCCGAACACCACCGACAACUGGAACUACACGCCGCUGCAUGAGGCGGCCAGCAAGGGGAAGGUGGACGUGUGCCUGGCCCUGCUGCAGCACGGAGCGAAUCACACGAUACGCAAUUCGGAGCAGAAGACACCCCUGGAGCUGGCGGACGAUGCCACGCGGCCGGUCCUAACCGGAGAGUAUCGCAAGGACGAGCUCCUAGAGGCUGCCCGAUCGGGUGCCGAGGACCGAUUGCUGGCGCUGCUCACGCCGCUGAAUGUCAACUGUCAUGCCAGCGAUGGACGCCGCUCGACGCCCCUGCAUCUGGCGGCGGGCUACAAUCGCAUUGGAAUUGUGGAAAUCCUUCUGGCCAACGGCGCAGAUGUGCAUGCGAAGGACAAGGGUGGACUGGUGCCGCUGCACAAUGCCUGCUCCUACGGACAUUUCGAUGUGACCAAGCUGCUCAUCCAGGCGGGGGCCAAUGUGAAUGCCAAUGAUCUGUGGGCCUUCACGCCGCUGCAUGAGGCAGCCUCCAAGAGCCGUGUGGAGGUGUGCAGCCUCCUGCUGAGCCGCGGCGCUGAUCCCACGCUACUCAACUGCCACAGCAAGUCGGCCAUGGAUGCGGCACCAACGCGAGAGCUGCGUGAAAGGAUUGCCUUUGAAUACAAGGGCCACUGUCUGUUGGAUGCCUGCCGCAAAUGCGAUGUGUCGCGUGCCAAAAAGCUCGUUUGCGCCGAAAUCGUCAACUUUGUGCAUCCGUAUACGGGUGAUACGCCGCUCCAUCUGGCCGUGGUCUGCCUGGAUGGAAAGCGAAAGCAGCUAAUGGAGCUGCUGGCGCGCAAGGGAGCCCUGCUCAACGAGAAGAACAAGGCAUUCCUCACGCCACUGCAUAUGGCCUCGGAGCUGCUGCACUACGAUGCCAUGGAAACGCUGCUCAAGCAGGGGGCCAAGGUGAACGCACUGGACAGUCUCGGUCAGACGCCGCUGCAUCGUUGCGCCCGGGACGAGCAGGCUGUCCGACUGCUCUUGUCCUAUGCGGUGGACACGAACAUUGUUUCGCUGGAGGGACUAACUGCCGCCCAGCUGGCCUCGGACAGCGUGCUGAAGCUGCUCCAGAAUCCACCGGACAGCGAGACGCAUCUGCUGGAUGCUGCCAAGGCCGGGGAUCUGGAUACUGUGCGCCGGAUUGUACUGAAUAAUCCGCACACCGUCAAUUGCCGUGAUCUAGACGGCAGGCAUUCGACUCCUCUGCACUUUGCUGCAGGCUUCAACCGCGUGCCUGUCGUACAGUUUCUGCUGGAACACGGGGCCGAGGUGUAUGCCGCGGAUAAGGGCGGGCUGGUGCCCCUCCACAAUGCCUGCUCCUAUGGCCAUUACGAAGUCACCGAGCUGCUGGUCAAGCACGGGGCGAAUGUGAAUGUCUCCGAUCUGUGGAAGUUUACGCCGCUCCACGAGGCCGCCGCCAAAGGGAAGUACGACAUUUGCAAGCUGCUGCUAAAGCACGGCGCAGAUCCCAUGAAAAAGAACCGUGACGGCGCCACCCCCGCGGAUCUUGUGAAGGAAUCCGAUCACGACGUGGCCGAACUGCUGCGCGGCCCAUCCGCUCUGCUGGAUGCCGCCAAAAAGGGAAAUCUGGCACGUGUCCAGCGACUGGUCACAGCCGAGACGAUCAACUGUCGCGAUGCCCAGGGCAGGAACUCGACGCCACUGCAUCUCGCCGCUGGCUACAAUAAUUUCGAGUGCGCCGAGUAUCUGCUGGAGAAUGGGGCCGAUGUGAAUGCCCAGGACAAGGGGGGACUGAUACCCCUGCACAAUGCCAGCUCCUACGGACAUCUGGACAUUGCUGCCUUGCUGAUCAAGCACAAGACAGUGGUGAAUGCCACCGACAAGUGGGGCUUUACGCCGUUGCACGAGGCCGCCCAGAAGGGACGAACGCAGCUGUGCUCCCUGCUGCUGGCCCAUGGCGCCGAUGCCUAUAUGAAGAACCAGGAGGGACAAACCCCCAUAGAGCUGGCCACCGCCGAGGAUGUCAAGUGUCUGCUGCAGGAUGCCAUGGCUACGUCGCUUAGUCAGCAGGGACUCAGCGCUUCCACGCUAUCGCUGGCUGGGUGUUCCCCCUCGCCGGAGGCAGGAGGAUGUGCUGCUGCGGCUGCGGCUGCUUCACCAGCUGCUGUGGCAUCCACAGGCGCCUCCUCCUCGGGUAUGCUCUCACCAACGACAGAGACUGUUUUGCUGCCAACAGGUGCCUCAAUGACCCUCAGUGUGCCUGUGCCCCUGCCGCUGGCCAGUUGUACGCGCAUCAGUCCCGCCCAGGGCGCCGAAGCCAAUGGCGCUGAGUCCUCCGCCACGGAGGAUCUAAUACCAGACGCAGAGUCGAUUACGAAUGUCUCGGGUUUCUUGAGCAGCCAGCAGUUGAAUCAUUUGAUCGAGCUGUUUGAACGCGAACAAAUCACGCUAGACAUACUGGCGGAGAUGGGACACGAUGAUCUCAAGCAGGUGGGGGUGUCCGCCUAUGGAUUCCGGCAUAAGAUACUCAAGGGGAUUGCCCAGCUAAGAGCCACCACAGGCAUUGGAAACAAUGUGAAUCUGUGCACAUUGCUGGUGGAUUUACUGCCGGACGACAAGGAGUUUGUGGCCGUCGAGGAGGAGAUGCAAGCCACAAUACGCGAGCAUCGGGACAAUGGCCAGUCGGGCGGAUACUUUACGCGGUACAACAUUAUAAGGGUGCAAAAGGUCCAGAAUCGCAAGCUGUGGGAGCGCUAUGCCCAUCGACGACAUGAGAUUGCCGAGGAGAACUUUGUGCAGUCCAACGAGCGCAUGCUCUUCCACGGCAGCCCCUUCAUCAAUGCAAUUGUCCAGCGGGGUUUUGAUGAGCGUCAUGCGUAUAUUGGUGGUAUGUUUGGUGCGGGUAUUUAUUUUGCAGAGCAUAGCUCGAAGAGUAAUCAGUAUGUGUAUGGCAUUGGCGGUGGCAUUGGUUGUCCCUCGCACAAGGACAAGUCCUGCUAUGUGUGUCCCAGACAAUUGCUGCUGUGUCGCGUGGCUUUGGGCAAGUCCUUUUUGCAAUAUAGUGCCAUGAAGAUGGCUCAUGCCCCACCAGGCCAUCAUUCGGUGGUGGGACGUCCCUCAGCAGGGGGCCUGCAUUACGCCGAAUAUGUGGUCUAUCGGGGUGAACAGUCUUAUCCAGAGUACUUGAUAACCUACCAAAUCGUCAAGCCCGAUGACAGCAAUAGUGGGACGGAAGAAACAAGAUGAUGGAUGCCCUCUGUUGGCUCCACGCCUACAACAACGUCACCAGCAUUGCAGCAACAGCAGCCACCACAGCUGCCAAUGCCACCGAUGGCAGCAGCACCACCACCUCCUGCACCACCACAACCACAACAACAGCAGACCUCAGCUCCAGUUGCCAAGAGACGGCCCAGGCAUGCCAAGCAGACCCUUCAAUUGCAAUACCAGCACUACCAGCCCCAACAGCAGAAGCAGCAACACUCCUCGAUGGGAGUGACCACCACCCAGCCGGCGCCCGCUGGCGUAUUUACGCACAACACUAGCAACAAUAAUAAUGCUAGCAAUACAAACAGCAGCAACAGCAACAACAAUAACAAUGAUAUGUCGCCCAUCUCGAACAGCAACAGUUACUCCUCGGUGGACACCAAUCAGACGCUGCUCAAUUCGUUGGCCAACCAGCAGCGUGGCAAUCGUCAGAGGCAACAGCAGCAGCAGCCACAGCGCAGCCCAAAAUAUAGUCAAUUUAUGAUCAUCACACCCGCCGUCUCCAUUGAUCGCGACUUUGAGUACGAAUCGCAUUUGGAUUAUGAGGAUUUCGCCAAUGCCGCCCACAACAAUGGGAAUCUGUUUCGUUUGGGCCUGCGGCGUAGCGACAGCAGCAAUAGCGAAGACAGCGGCCACAGCAGCGACAGCAGCAGCUUUCGCUCCAACUACAAUCAGUACUUGCAUCACAGUCGCCAGCAUUUGCUGUCCAAGGGGAAUGGCACCGGCAACGGCGGUGGUGGCCAUCACUUCUAUACGUUCUCCUCGUCCUGGCGCUGGUGCAGCCUACUGUGCGCGGCCAUGCGUUGCUUUGGGGCUGGCGGUGGUGGUGCAGGGAACGGGAAUGCUCCGUAUAGCAGUUCCUUGCAGCACCAUCGUCUGAGGCGCUGCUCGUCGUACAAUGCGGAGAAUGCCUACGAGCAUUUUGCGGCACCGUUCAAGCCGCGCAAGACGCGCGACCAUAUGAACAACAUUACGUACGAGUUGUGACGGUGGUCCACCGUUGACGUUGUGGUUAAUGAUCUCUUUGUCUUUGUUGGUCUACUCCUAACUCUACUGCUCUUUAGACUUUUAUUACAAUUACUAGCUGUAGCCCAUAGAUGUCGUCGUCUACUGUACUGUGUGUCGUCUCUCUCGUCUCUUCUUGUUGUUUAUUCAAAUAUUCUAUUAUAAUAUUAUAAAAUAAGGAGAGCCGAUCGGUUGGAAUAUUUAAAAUUGGAGCCACAGUUUUCGAUGGUGAUUUUAAUUCGAAUUACAAAGCAAAAACGUAACGAUAAUACGAUGAAUAAAGCCCUAAACCCUAAACCCCCCCCUCUUGACGGUGAUUGCAUUACAUUACAGUAAAAUUACAAUUAAAUUGCGCUCGAGCGUUUAUUUAAGUGUUUAAGCUUAGUUAAUUUAAACAAGAUUAAAACUCCAAUUAAAUUUAAAUAUACAAAAUA